Danio rerio (zebrafish) is the source of this 1517-nucleotide messenger RNA. NCBI's taxonomy places the organism in Eukaryota, Metazoa, Chordata, Actinopteri, Cypriniformes, Danionidae. The record is from RefSeq and is a predicted model, not a curated record.
UAAUCUUUUUUGGUACGUUUGAGAGAUUCACAUGCUCAUUAUUAUGGUUUGCUCAGUUAUUUCAUUAGAUGUUUCCCAGACAAGCAGCGCAGUGUCUGUCCCGCUCUUCUGUACACGUCACAACUGGUCACAUCUGAUGCAUUAAAAGUCAAGGUGUAGGAAAACACUGCUUUUCAUUUAUGAAUGCUCCUGGCAGAUGCAGAGUCCCUGUAGCUGAUGACGGAUGUGUUCCUGCAAAGGAGGAGAGUAGCUAUUGCUGAUGGUUAUGGCUGCUGGUUGUUCACAGAGAUGGAAAGAGGAGUUCACAGUUCAAAAACUCCACUUUUUCACCUCAAAACCUGAGCUUCUGCUUCAGCCACGAUGGGAUAUUCCUCCAGUGUUGUGGCUUGUAUACAGAUGUUUUAUGCUGGUCUACAGCCUCAGCUGGUUUAUCUACACGGCUCUUCUCUUCAACACUCCUAAAUUCUUCAUUUUUCUCAGCCAUAUCUCCUACUGUCUGAUGGUGAUCUACUAUCUGCUUGCUUUCUGUAAUCUGGCCUGGGCUUUCCUGGAGAUCAGAUGCUGCUCUCACAGAAGGAAAAGAGCAGGUGUCAGUAUUGAGUGUGAGGCUCUGCUUUCUCUCUCCCUCCCUCUCUACACUGCUCUCAAUCUCCAGUGGCUCCUUCAUUCAGUGAUGGGCUGCUUUUCAUUAUCUGUCUCAUUUCUAUACUGGACCAUAAUCCACCCCUCGCAUCAGCACUCGCUCACAGCCUUCAACAUCAACAUCCACUUCAUCAACAGCGUGCAGACGGCUGUAGAUCUGCUUCUGUCCUGUACACCCGUACACCUCACACACUUCAUCUACCCAGUUCUUGCUGCAAUCCUUUAUAUCAUAUUUGCUGUUGUGUAUUGGCUUAUGGGUGGCACUAACCAAUCCGGUCAACCCUACAUAUACAGCAUUCUUGAUUUCGGUGGUCGCCCCCUAUUGGCAACACUCAGCAUUCUAGGAGUUUGUCUGGUUUGUUUACCAUUCUGUCAGCUUUUGCUGUGGAAGCUGCAGCUGUUGAGGGAGUGGAUGGUGGAUUGUGAGAAACUGAGGUGGAUGGCUGUGAAGAGAGAGGUUUGGUGGUGGGUAAAAGUGUCUGGAGGAACAGACUCUGGGCUCAUGGCGUCACUGGAUCCUUCAGUUUCUGUGUUUGAGAGCACAAGAUGGAGAGAUCUGAUGGAGGACCAGCUGUCGCAAUCUCUCACGCUCGUUUGAAGAAGUUUUCGGUCAGUCUGAAUCUCAUUUGAGCUUCUUUAUGGUGGAAAUAAUGGUGUUAAAGUGUGUUUUGCAGUAGGGCUGCACUAUAUGUCAUUUUUGCAUUGAUAUUGCAAUGUGUGUGUCCACAAUAGUCACAAUGCAAGAUAUGCAAUGUUGAGUCGGGAUUAUAAUUAAUCAACACAACAGUCGAGAAUACAUGAGAUUUGUGGAGUCAUUGACAAAAAUAACCACACCAUGUGUUUUAAAGGCAUUUCAUUCAUUCAUUCAUUUUCCU